UCAUAUCGAGGCAGAGUAACAAGAAGAAGAAAAAGAAGAGUGGAGUGAAACCGAUGCCUGCCGCUGAACAAUCUCCUCAGGCUACACCAUCGGUUGAGGCUACGCCGCCACCAGCCAGCCCCGCCCCUGUACCUUCGAAGAAAGACCGCAAGGCAGCAAAGAAGGCGAGAGCAAAGGAGAAAGAUGUGGAUGAGCUGGAUAAAGUACUAGCAGAGCUAUCCGUGAAAUAUCCGGACCUUCAAACCGUCAGCACAUCGGCCGCAUCCACCUCCAGACCUUCCCUUUCUUCCCUCCUCGCCGUUAACCCUGCACACCUUGAUCCGCAAUCCGAGCUGCGCAAGCUCUUCGGCUCGAAAGUCAUACCUCCUUCCUCCAAAUUCUCAGCCAGAGUGCGCAGUGUCCUCGUCAAACCCAAAGAUGGAUGGUGGCCAGCAAAACUCCGUGAAGGGCUCUCACUCCGCUCCCUAGUGGUCGAGGAGGUGGAGGGAAAGAGACAGCGAUUUGGGUGGUCAGACGGGGAGGCAGAUGAGGGGAGGUGGUGGACGGUCGAAUAUGACAGGCGGUACAAGAGCGUCACGAAGGGAUUCGUAGGGACUGUCAUGUCAGGAGAUCCGGAGGGAUUCUGGAGGAUUUUGAGCAAACUACCCUAUCAUGCCGACACACUUCUACAGCUGGCUGAAGCUUACCGCUAUCGCGAUGAGCAUGCCCAGGCCACAGAUUUCACGGAGCGCGCACUGUUUGCAUAUGAACGUGCUUUCUCCGGUGUUGGCUCGUUCAACUUCACGACCGGAAGCUGUAGGCUCGACUUCGAUCGUGUCGAGAACCGACCGUUCUUCCUCGCGGUAGCCAGGGUCAUCACCGACCUCCAGCGUCGCGGGUGUCCCCGCACCGCCCUCGAAUUCGCAAAGCUCCUCUACUCGCUCGACCCCUGGACAGAUCCGCAUGGCGCCCUUCUGCACCUGGAUACGCUCGCAGUCAAGUCGGGCUCCUCUGCGUGGCUGCUGGACGUAUAUGAUUACUUCAAUUCAAAGAGUGGGAAGGGGAGAGACGGACGGAUGGAUCCUAGCGUGUUGCCCGGGUGGAUGUAUUCGCGGGCAUUGGCACUGAGGAUGCAAGAGAACAGUGAAAAGAGCAUUACACACGAGCGAAGCGAUGCCGCUUUGAAGGAAGCGAUCCUCGCGUUCCCAUCGGUCGUCCCAGUGCUUGCGGAUAAAGGUGAUAUAUCUCUGCCGGGUGAAGUCAGGGCACAUCGAGCGUUUAGGGUGCAUACUGGUGCUAGCGGAACUCAAUCAGAAGACGUCGCGCACCUCCUUGCCCACCUGUACGCCCAGCGCGCUGGCGCAUUAUGGAAACAAGAAUCCGCAUACGGCUCCUGGCUCUCAUCAACCGCCUCUUCCUUGCUCUCCUACCUCCCACAAUCCGCCCUCUCCAACGUUCAUCUCGGCCGGUUCACCGCGCUCUUUAGCAAGCCCACGUUAGCGUACUCUGUCUACCGGCACCUCGUUGUUCUGGAAUCUUCUUCCUCUGCAGGCACGGCCUAUCGCACGCUGUUUGCGUUCAUGCCCGCAGAGGUGAACAGGGGUGGCGGGCUCGCGUGCGAUCCGGUGCCGCCGUUGACCAGGGUGAGCGAAUAUGAUGAGACUUUCUUUGAGGGCGUGGGGGAUGCGUUCGGGUUUGAGGGCAUGUCGCGGCGCGCAAGGGAGCGACUUGUGGAGAGGCUCGUGCCUGAUCCCAGGGUCCGGCGGUACCUCCAGGCUGUGUUCGAUGCGAAUCCGCGAUUGGCGCAGCAGUUCCCUGGGGGUCUUGUGCAGCUCGCGCAAGUAGCGGGACAGAUGGGCGAGGACGCAGUCGAGGAGCUGCUAGCACAAGUUGCGCAGAUGGACGGGGAUGGGUUUGCGGAAGGGGAUGGGGGGAUGCCGGGCGGAAUGCCAGGGGAAAUGGAUCUGAGGUUCUUGGACGAAGCAGAGGAAGGAGAGCCACAUAAUCGCGGCGGUGGAGGAGAGCAAGAAGUCGCGCAACGGGAAGAAGGGGAUGACGAUGACGAUGACGAUGACGAUGAAGAGGGAGAUGAGGAGGUCGAUGUGGCGCCCAUGCCCGUCCGUCUCAUCAGGAAUAUCAUGAGUCGAUUCUGGGGAGGCGCAGCUGCGCAGGAGGAAGAGGGAGAAUCGAGUGACGAGGAUGAACGACACACUCUACCAGGUGGCGAUGUUGAUUAGACCGAAUUCCGGGAGAAGAAUAGAACUGAUGUAUAACGCGGAGAUAUGACUUGUAGUGCGAUGAACAAAU
This is a messenger RNA of Gloeophyllum trabeum ATCC 11539, 2286 nucleotides long. RefSeq names its product DUF654-domain-containing protein. Lineage: Eukaryota; Fungi; Basidiomycota; Agaricomycetes; Gloeophyllales; Gloeophyllaceae. The record is from RefSeq and is a predicted model, not a curated record. Gene Ontology annotation, cellular component: RQC complex. The coding region runs from base 54 to 2216 and encodes 720 amino acids. The transcript is spliced from 10 exons. Gene Ontology annotation, biological process: ribosome-associated ubiquitin-dependent protein catabolic process; rescue of stalled cytosolic ribosome.